Messenger RNA from Octopus sinensis (East Asian common octopus), 1453 nucleotides. RefSeq lists its product as uncharacterized. Gene Ontology annotation, molecular function: chitin synthase activity. NCBI's taxonomy places the organism in Eukaryota, Metazoa, Mollusca, Cephalopoda, Octopoda, Octopodidae. The transcript is spliced from 6 exons. The annotation marks the transcript as partial. The record is from RefSeq and is a predicted model, not a curated record. Gene Ontology annotation, cellular component: cell periphery; cell septum.
CCUUGAUUUCAGUUCGUUUUGCGAUCGCGUCCAGAUCAUUACUUCAAACCAAAGAAGCUACACGCUAGGAUAAGAUGGUCUGAUAUACCUUUUAAAAUUUCAAUGGAGCCAGGUUCUGAUAUCGAAACGUAAGAAAUAAGAUGAAUUUUGAGAUCCUGUUCAACAUUAUUGGCUUCAUUUUAAACACAUUCCUCUUUACAUUAACCAAAAUCAGUUUUCUCUAUUUAUUGCACCUUCACGAGCACGAAUCCAAAGAAACAUGGAUAGCUGCAAUGACAUUAGUGCUUGCUGUACCCGAAUUUAUUACUAUAGUCAAACUUUUAUGGAUCACGUCUUUUCUCCUCCAUGGCAAAUUAAGCGAAUGGCCGUCGCUGCCAUCUUUGGUAUCGGGUAUCGUCUGUUCUAUAAUGGAAAGCACAUCGUUAAUAUUUUUUCUUAUGAGAAUCGGUCCCAAAAUUCAUCCGAUUAUCCUAAUCCCUUUACUAAGCAGUGUGCUCUGCUUGAAAAUAGUUUCAAUAUCUUUUAAACAGGGAUUGCGUAUAUUGACCCAUGAAGUAAUCUAUUCAAACAUUAAAUCUGUGAAGAAAAUGCUUUAUGCUGCAUUCGGACUAAUUUCUGUAGCAUUAGUUGUGGCCACGUCAUUUGUGACUGGUUUUAGCCAAAUCUUGACUAUUUCAGAAUCUCUCAUUCUCUCCACAUCCUUAUUGGCUUUAUCUUUCACGUGGUGCCCUGGAAUAGCGACGUUUAUAAUACGAUCUCGAGAUGACCUGGUUGAUGGUCGUAAAAAUGCCAAUAUAUUUUAUACUAUUUUGAAAUUGGUAGUACUUUUUGUCAUAGCCGUUGUUAUAACUUACUUAAAUCGGCAGGACAGCUUCGAAGAAUCAUUUAACAGUUUAAUGCAAGGUUUCGGUAAUAUAAACUCAACAAAAACCAUCAACAAUGGACUCUUGAUUCACCUCUUUGCUGGUUUAUUAUCUCAUGUAUCUACUUACAUAUCAACACGAAUAUGCCUUACACGUAGUGGUAUUUACCUACCAACAAUAUUUGUCACUCCGAUCACAAUCUUGAUCAUCAUUGUUGACAAUUUCUAUGGAGUUUUUCAUAUCGUAAAGUUGUCUGCCCUGUCAGGAUUAACUAUUGCUUCGUGGUUUUGCUUAGGAAUUGCAAUUUUACUUUGGUUGUUACCAAUUCUAAUGCUGGGCAUGAACCAUACACCUGUGCCAAAUUCCAUACUGAAACCUUCGGAAUCGAACUUCUUAAGUUUUUCUUACAACAAUAUCUUCCUCGAACAUCAUUUGCAUUUGAAUUACAAACCGGAAGGAAAUCAUACCAAACAUAAAAAGACGAGUGACAUGUUGACCGGGGUACCCAGCGUGAGCAAAAUUUUUAUAUGUACAACCAUGUAUAGAGAAGCAGAAUUCGAAAUGAAGCGACUCCUGAAAAGUUUAGAAAG